Molecule: messenger RNA, 913 nt
Organism: Capsella rubella
Lineage: Eukaryota; Viridiplantae; Streptophyta; Magnoliopsida; Brassicales; Brassicaceae
Product: PITH domain-containing protein 1
Exons: 9
Coding region: 93-707 (204 amino acids)
Source: RefSeq, a predicted model, not a curated record
ACUACUCUAAAGUUUCUCGAAAUUUCUUGGCGAAAAAUCCAGAUUGAAGUGUUUUAGCCGACGAGAAAAAAAAAACUCCGAUUUGGGUAACUAUGUCGUGCACGCAUGAUCACAACUGCGAGGAUCAUGAGUGUUCUUCUGAUUGGUCUCUUUACAAACACAUUGAUCUCUCUAAGGUUACUGCUUUGAAUGAAGCUGUUUCAGGAAGUGCUAAAUCAGUCUUCAAAGCUUGGGAACAGCGACUACACUCUUCUGGGGAGCAUUUGGAGAGCAAUGAGGGAGACGCUGAAUUGCUUGUGUUUGUACCAUUCACAUCAGAUGUCAAGAUCAAAAGCAUAUCCAUUGUUGGUGGCCCUGAAGGAACAAGUCCUUCUAAGUUGAGAGUGUUUAUCAAUCGUGAAGGGAUUGACUUCUCGGAUGUGGAGAGUAUGCAAGCUGUUCAGGAAUGGGAGUUAGCUGAAAAUUUGCAAGGAAUCUUAGAAUACCAGACCAGGUAUUCAAAAUUCCAGAGUGUUGGGAACAUCACUUUACAUUUCCCUGAGAGUUUUGGAGGGGACACGACCCAAAUACGUUACAUUGGCUUCAAAGGUGAAGCAACCCAGUUGAAACGGGACGUUGUCGCGACAAUUGUUUAUGAGAUUAGACCAAAUCCUUCAGAUCACAAGACAAAGGCCGAGACAGGUGGAGGUUUUUCACAAGUUGAGUGAAGACAUAUCUACUCCCAACUUUACUCUUCAGCCUUCUCACAUACUCGUCUUCUUCUCUUUAACAAGCAAAAGCUUCGGCUUAUAUUUAACAAACAUAUAUGUAUCGAAUAAAUUGAUAGACUUCACAUUCUAUCUUUUAUGAACUUUGGUGUAUGCCUAAGUUUUAUUUGUUUCAAUAAGAAAGCUAUUGAAUGGUUUGUCGCAAA